AACUUAUGACAAGAGAUAUAAUCAUCUGAAUCCUGUAUUAAAUAGACAGCCAGUAAUACAACUACUUAGUCUAAUCCGAACUUUAUUCUCUGAAUGCUGGACUGGACGUGAGGUCCUGACAUUAUUUGUUUAGUGACGGAUUUUCAGACUGUAGUGAGUUUAAAAAAGAAACACCACAGUGAGAGAUGGAUCGUUCUCGAGGUCUCAUUGUGCUUGGGCUGGUUGUCUGGUUCCGUGUCUAUGGCGCCCUCUCCUGCCCAGUGCGCUGCACAUGCCACUUCGGCAUUGAGUCCAUCGAGGCUGUGUGUCCAGACGCGGAGCUGUCCAGUUACCCAGCCGCUGGUCUCCCGGCCAGCACCACCUCCCUAACCAUCCAGUUCACAAACCUCAGCAGCAUCUCUGCCCAUGACCUGGGAGCCACACCACUUCUUCAAGAGCUCCACCUACCAGGGAACAGACUCAGCAGCUUACCGGAGAACCUGUUUACCGGUCUCAAUCACCUGCAUACCGUAGACCUAACAGGUAACCAGCUACAAGAGUUGCCCGCUCGGGUGUUUUAUCACGCCCCACUCCUCAACCUGGUCCUCAAAGACAACCGUCUCAGUAGCGUCGAUGCUGACGUGCUUCCUACCAACAGCAAUCUCACAUGGCUCGACCUGUCAGGUAACAAGCUGAAGAAAAUCCCCUCAGCUCUGCUCCAGAGGCUGAACCGCCUAGAAACUCUGCACCUCUCUCAGAACCUGUUAGAGUCCAUUCCAUCUGAGACCUUCCACUCCCUCCAUGCUCUAGAGAGACUUCACCUGGAAGAGAACAAACUCCAGUCGCUGGACACCAAGGCAUUCGGUCACAACUCGAGCCUGACUCACUUGUUCCUUCAGAAGAACAAGCUGCAGUCUCUCCCAGCCAUGGUCUUCCACGGCCUUGACCGGCUGCAGUACCUGGACCUCUCAGAGAACCAGCUCACAUUCCUGUCACCUGGCACCCUGGGAUUGGGGAUCAGCGUGGUGGAGUUGACCUUUAACCCGUGGCACUGCGACGCUAAAAUAGAGUACCUGUGGAAGAGGCUCAAUAACGUGGCGGUGCAGUCGGAGCCGAGAUGCGCUUCACCCGAAGCUCUGAAGGACAAAGCGAUCGUGGAACUUACACGCAAAGAGCUGGGCUUGGCAGACUGAAGGAAGAAAGGAUAAUGAAGGAGGAAUGGAGAAGGAAGAAUGUUGGAAAUGUUGAAAUCAGUGACGAGCAGAAGCGAGAAAUAAACGAAUAGCAUUAGAAAAUCAAGAACAGCGAAGACAAAGUAACUUCAGCUUGUGUUUAGCAGUAUAAUGAUAAAAGAAAUGAUUUGAAGAUGACAAAAAUAAAUGACUGUAUGAUAA
This is a messenger RNA of Silurus meridionalis, 1373 nucleotides long. RefSeq names its product leucine-rich alpha-2-glycoprotein. NCBI's taxonomy places the organism in Eukaryota, Metazoa, Chordata, Actinopteri, Siluriformes, Siluridae. The record is from RefSeq and is a predicted model, not a curated record. Bases 186 to 1172 code for a protein of 328 amino acids. Gene Ontology annotation, cellular component: plasma membrane. The transcript has 3 exons. Gene Ontology annotation, molecular function: protein binding.